AUGUAGGGUGUAAUCCUUGCUGGUUUGCCCGGCAGUAACAUGUCUGACGCGCUGGCCAACGCCGUGUGCGAGCGCUGCCAGGCACGUUUCGACCCCGCCGAGCGCAUUGUCAACAGCAACGGGGAACUCUACCACGAGAACUGCUUCGUCUGCGCACAGUGCUUCCGGCAGUUCCCAGACGGGCUCUUCUAUGAGUUUGAAGGUCGGAAGUACUGUGAGCAUGACUUUCAGAUGCUGUUUGCUCCUUGCUGCGGGGAAUGUGGGGAGUUCAUUAUUGGGCGUGUGAUCAAGGCAAUGAACAACAACUGGCACCCCGAAUGUUUCCGCUGUGAGCUCUGCGAUGUCACCUUGGCUGACCUGGGCUUUGUGAAGAAUGCUGGCAGGCAUCUGUGCAGGCCGUGCCAUAACCGGGAAAAAGCUAAGGGCCUGGGCAAGUACAUCUGUCAGAAGUGCCACUUGAUAAUUGAUGAGCAGCCUCUGAUGUUUAGGAAUGAUUCCUACCAUCCAGAUCACUUCAACUGCACCCACUGUGGGAAGGAGCUGACAGCCGAGGCACGGGAGCUGAAGGGGGAGCUGUACUGCCUACCCUGCCACGACAAGAUGGGCAUCCCCAUCUGCGGGGCCUGCCGCAGGCCCAUCGAGGGCCGCGUGGUCAACGCGCUGGGCAAGCAGUGGCAUGUUGAGCAUUUUGUUUGUGCCAAAUGUGAGAAGCCAUUCCUGGGGCACCGACACUAUGAGAAAAAAGGACUGGCUUAUUGUGAGACUCAUUAUAACCAGCUCUUUGGGGAUGUCUGCUACAACUGCAGCCACGUGAUAGAGGGAGAUGUGGUGUCAGCUCUAAACAAGGCCUGGUGUGUGAACUGCUUCUCCUGCUCCACCUGCAACAUCAAGCUCACACUGAAGAAUAAAUUUGUGGAGUUUGACAUGAAGCCUGUGUGCAAGAAGUGCUAUGAGAAAUUCCCUUUGGAGCUGAAGAAACGCCUGAAGAAGCUGUCAGAACUUGCAUCCAAGAAGGCCCAUCCCAAAGCUCUAGAGUUAAACUCUGCUUAAACAGGUCUGUCAGUCAGUCUCUGACAGCACUCGUGCAUCAGCUGCUGCUGCUCACUGCAGCUGUUGGUUACAGAGGCAAUCACUAAGUGAAACCAAAGAUAAGCAGUACUUUCCCCUGAUUCUGGUAACGUCACUUGCAUCCUGACUGUCCCUCUUCUGAAGCAAUUAGCUGUUAACACUGGCAGAAAGAGGAGUAUGAUUUCGGCUUGAGCAGUUUACAGGCUGGUUAUUAACUUGCUAAUAACACAUUUUGCCCUCGUGGAAUUGUACACAG
Molecule: messenger RNA, 1324 nt
Organism: Acanthisitta chloris (rifleman)
Lineage: Eukaryota; Metazoa; Chordata; Aves; Passeriformes; Acanthisittidae
Gene: LIMS2
Product: LIM and senescent cell antigen-like domains 2
Exons: 10
Coding region: 40-1050 (336 amino acids)
Biological process (GO): cell-cell adhesion; cell-cell junction organization; positive regulation of substrate adhesion-dependent cell spreading
Cellular component (GO): focal adhesion; cell-cell junction; cytoplasm
Source: RefSeq, a predicted model, not a curated record